AUGUUGGGACUCAAGGCUCGAAUGCUGAUCAUCGAUAACUCAGGCGGACUGAUCGCUGAAUGUAUCAACGUCCUCAAGUUCAAAGGUCGACAAGGUCAUGCCCGAAUCGGUGACGAGAUUGUGUGUGUGAUCAAACGAGCCCGGCCGAUUCCUCAAAACUCAUCCGGACCAUCCUCAUCGUCGUCGAACCUACUCGCAUCGAACAAAGUGCGUCGGGGAGACAUUCGACGGGCGGUGGUUGUGCGGACGAAGAAAGAGACCAAUCGGGCCGACGGUCGCUCGAUCCGAUUCGACGACAAUGCUGCCGUCCUUCUGAACAACAAGAAGGAGCUCCUAGGCACUAAAAUCAAUGGGGUCGUCGCCGCUGAGCUGAGGGAAAAGGGUUGGGGCCGGAUCAUGUCACUAGCCUCGAGAGUCGUAUAA
This is a messenger RNA of Puccinia graminis f. sp. tritici CRL 75-36-700-3, 423 nucleotides long. RefSeq names its product mitochondrial 54S ribosomal protein YmL38/YmL34. The coding region runs from base 1 to 423 and encodes 140 amino acids. The record is from RefSeq and is a predicted model, not a curated record. Lineage: Eukaryota; Fungi; Basidiomycota; Pucciniomycetes; Pucciniales; Pucciniaceae. The transcript has 4 exons. Gene Ontology annotation, biological process: translation. Gene Ontology annotation, cellular component: ribosome; mitochondrial large ribosomal subunit. Gene Ontology annotation, molecular function: structural constituent of ribosome; large ribosomal subunit rRNA binding.